Molecule: messenger RNA, 2319 nt
Organism: Fusarium redolens
Lineage: Eukaryota; Fungi; Ascomycota; Sordariomycetes; Hypocreales; Nectriaceae
Exons: 2
Coding region: 255-2108 (617 amino acids)
Source: RefSeq, a predicted model, not a curated record
UAGCGCGGAAAGAUGGGAAAUAUUUAGAUCUAGUAUUGAUGCUUAAAUUAAGGGCAAUUCUGCUUGAGCCUCAUGAGAGGUAUUCAUUGGUCGGAAUGAUUGAUCCUCCGACUUACGCGGCUUCCCCGCAAUUCGCGCAACCAGGCAUCAGCUAACAAGAGCAUCUGACCUCGAAACACCAAGAGAAACAAAGUCCCUCUUGUUUCUAUCCUCGCGAUCCCUCCGAGACAAAUCGCUGUUGCGCUGUCGAAAAGAUGAAACUACAGACGGUGCUCCAGGCGCUAUUGAUUGCUGGAGUCUCUGGGGAACCCUUGACUAACUCGACCCACGAUGUCAGCGAUGCUUCGAGCGGAGACGAUGACCCGAGCAUAUUGAAGAAUCGUGGGGGCUGGGUGAAUCCGGAAGACUUGGCACCGAUGCCACAGUGCAUCGCUCAACAGGAUCAGUCCGCUUGGCUGGAUGCCAUGACGAAGUGCACUCGCCAUCGCUGCACUUCGUACUUUAUCUUCUGCACGCACUAUCAGUGGCUUACUCACCUGGGCUGUCUGAGCGAUGAGUUCUCGCCCAGCGUUGUCAAAGGCUACAUCAAGUACUGCAGCAGAUCUGUCCUCGCAAAGGCACAACUUCAUCAUUGGGUUCAGGCUAUGACUGGUCGGAACUGGCUCGUCGAGGUUGGGGACACAAAUGCAUUGCAGAGUCUAUCGCCCAAGAGCCUGACAGAUGGAUACGCAACCAUCGACGUCGCCAACAAAGCACCAGGAUGCCUACGAGAGUCGUUCUCUGCAGGGACGAAAGAGACAUUCGACCAUGUCAUCGGUUCCUGCAGCUUCACAGCCACGACACAACAUACUGGAAAUGCAGGCCGACCAUGGGAGUACAACGGCGGGCGGAACUCUAUGACAUCUCUUAGUUUCGAUACUGUAGGCUACCAGCUAACAAAAACUCUCAUACCGCACGGCGAGUACUUCGAUAAAGCCUGUUUUUGCAACACUUUUGCUAUGGACCAGCACGAAGAACCAUGCUCGACAUCUGGCGCGAAGGAUCUGGAGAUUCAGCGGCGAUGGAUGAACGAAACUUGCGGAUAUACCUGGCAUGAACCAGCGCGACUUCAACCUCGUGAUAUGAUCCCAUGGCGAUGGAGGAUCUAUCCUAAGUCCUCCGAAGACGAUGCAACAUGCCCUUCCCACGAGUGGAAACUCAUGAGUAUCGGAUUCAUCAACCUAGUAACGCUAUUUGCUGUCUUGCAUGCCAGGGGCCGAAAUAGUAGAGGUGCUAACAGUCCCCGUUCGCUGCACUACGAUUCGGCACGCUGGAUUUUGGGGGGAAUUCUUCUUGCAAGCAUUCACUUCCUUGGUAAUUUGGCCAACGUGAAUAUCGUCCAGAGAACUCCUGGGUACGAGGCAGUUCCUGUCCUACAGCUCACGCUGCUUUGGUGUUCACUUCCUCGCCUCAGCUGGCUCCCGAUCUCAUCGCAUGGUACUAAAGGAUCUGGAUCUCAAGAUAUGACGUCCUCGAUGUCUGCCAUGUUUGCAGAGGUGAUCCUUCAGGCCUUUUCAUUCUAUCACAUUUGUGUGACAGUCAACUAUGGUCGCGUGCACGACUUCUAUUUCGGAGGUUUGGCAGGCGCGAAAAGAUCACCUUUUGCUGCGGUUAUGUAUGGCGGUGCACUCGUAUGGCUGUUCGUUGUGGCGAUGAUGGCCGUGCCGUUCAUCCGCACUCUCCGAACUCCUUAUAAAGCCAAGGCGCCCGAUGAAAAGACAGACAGUGCCCCUACUACCAAUGAGGGGAAAUGCACCGUAUCUCAGGACGACGACGCAGACAUCCGAGAAAGUCUACUGUCGAAGCGACCAUCCGUGAAUAGCGGACAUCGUAGUUAUGGAACUCUUCCAGCCGAGGUCGAGUCUCUUGAUCCACCCAUGAAACGUCAUUCACAACUACAUAUGGUUCUGGCCACGGGAGUACCUGUGCUUUGGCUUGCACAAUGGCUAUUCUGGAUUGGAUUUAUCGGAUUGAGCUCUGAUGACUUCUGUCUUCCGUCGCUGGAGAUUCUUACGGGUGUUUGGUUGGCUUCGUCCUUGGGAAACGUCAUUAUUAGAUCGUAUUUGUAGAUAGCGAGCGUAAAUGGCGCAUGAUUUUGAUAUUUGACAAGCAGCGGGUUUUCCGUUCAAUUAAUGCAUAUCUUCCCUUCCCAACAACCUUAAGCUUAAGUUAUGCUUAUUUAUAUGAUCGUUCGUCUGGUCGGAGGCGUUCUGGAGACGCUAACCUCAAAGUGGCGCCAGUUGACUCUGCGACCUGAGCCGAAAGACUAGUUGGUGAUCC